AAACUUGAAAAAAGGGUUUAAUUUUUCCUACAAAAAAAUGGCUGAAAUGAAAAUUUCUCCUUGUGAGCAAGCAGAAGCUGGCUCUUUCCACCAAAACUUCAUGAGAGAUGAAGAGGAGAGGCCUAAGGUGGCGCACAACCAGUUCAGCGACGAGAUUCCGGUGAUAUCAUUCGCCGGAAUCGAGAAGGGGGAGGAGGCGUGGAGGCGGAUCGUGGCAGCGAGUGAGGAGUGGGGAAUAUUUCAGUUGGUUGGUCAUGGUGUGGAUUUGAGUGUGGUUGAAAGGAUGAGUAGUUUAUCUCAUGACUUCUUUGCUUUGCCUUCCAAGGAGAAGCUUAGGUUUGAUAUGUCUGGUGGCAAGAAAGGUGGCUUCAUUGUCUCGAGCCACCUUCAGGGAGAAGUCGUACAAGAUUGGCGGGAAAUGGUAACAUACUUUUCGUAUCCGGUGGCGGCGCGGGACUACUCAAGAUGGCCGGAAAAGCCGGACGGGUGGCGGGAGGUGACGGUGGAAUACAGCAGGCAGGUGAUGGAUUUGGGAUGUAAAUUGCUGGAGAUUUUGUCACAAGCAAUGGAUCUUGAAAAGGAUGCACUCUCAAAAGCAUGCGUUGAUAUGGAUCAGAAAAUAGUUGUCAAUUUCUACCCGAAAUGCCCUCGCCCGGAUCUCACAUUGGGUUUGAAGCGGCAUACGGAUCCGGGUUUGAUAACUCUACUGCUCCAAGAUCAAGUUGGCGGGCUUCAGGCAACCCGGGAUGGCGGCAAGACAUGGAUCACGGUCCGACCCAUCCCGGGUGCUUUUGUUGUCAACCUUGGUGAUUAUGGUCAUUACUUGAGCAAUGGGAGGUUCAAGAGCGCGGAUCACCAAGUAGCUGUGAACUCGACAAGCAGCAGAUUAUCGAUAGCAACAUUCUUGAACCCGGCCCCAAACGCGCAGGUUUAUCCAUUGAAGGUCGGAGAAGGUGACAAGGCAGUGAUGGAAGAGCCCAUCACAUUCAUGGAGUUGUACAAGAGGAAGAUGAGCAACGAUCUUCGCCUCGCUCGACUUAAGAAGCUCCCCGACCAGAAUAAUUUGCAGGAGGAGUGCUUGCUUGAGGAUAAUAAGGAUAAGUCCGGCAAAAGUCUUCAACAGAUUCUUGCUUGACCAAUUAUUUUUAGUUGCUUUGGUUUGAUGUUAUGUAGUUGUAUGAACUAUAAAUUCUUAAACAUGUUUUGUAACUUGCUUAUGUGAAAAUAAACUUGUGUUGAAACUUGAAA
Messenger RNA from Salvia splendens (bonfire salvia), 1248 nucleotides. RefSeq names its product naringenin,2-oxoglutarate 3-dioxygenase. Lineage: Eukaryota; Viridiplantae; Streptophyta; Magnoliopsida; Lamiales; Lamiaceae. The transcript has 3 exons. The record is from RefSeq and is a predicted model, not a curated record. The coding region runs from base 38 to 1135 and encodes 365 amino acids.